UCUUCUUCCUAAAACAUUUUCAUUGUUAGUCCAUUUUCUCUCACAUCCUGGUGAAAAACCAUGUCUAACUAAAAAAAAAAAAAAACCAUGGCUUCUUCAUCGAAACAGAGCCCUAUGGUAAAAAUGUCAAACUUUGGUAGAGCAGCCACGGGAGAAAGUGAGAGAGGCACUGCUGCACACAAUGAAGAAAUGGAAAAGAGGGGCGCAGCGUUGUUGCUGAAGUCAACACAAGUCACGGAAAUUAACCGAGUCAUUGGAAUGCGUUAUGAUGGUGAGAUGAUUAUUGACCGGAGAUGUCGGGGGUGCUAUCGGCGGUGGGUCGGUGUACGUUUUCAAAUUGGUACUAUUGCGUGCGUAGAUAAAGGGAAUUCACCAUGGAAACUCACGGAAAAAAGAGCUGAAAACCUAAGCUCUGAUAAACUCAUGAAGAUGUAGAAAAAUAUUUGUAUAUUUAAGUACAGGUGGUAUCGGGCAUGGAUCAAGUUCAUAUUAUUAUGGGCAAUGUACUCAUCAUUCUUCACCCCGAUAGAGUUUGGAUUUUUUCGUGGCCUGCCAGAGAAUCUCUUUAUACUUGACAUUGUAGGACAGCUUGCUUUUCUUGUGGACAUUGUUUUGCGGUUCUUUGUUGCUUAUAGAGACAGCCAGACCUAUCGCAUGGUCUACAGGCGUGCUCCUAUCGCUACGCGGUAUCUAAAAUCUAGUUUUGUCAUUGAUCUUCUUGGAUGUAUGCCCUGGGACCUUAUCUACAAGGCUUGUGGAUCGAGAGAGGAAGUGAGGUUCCUAUUGUGGAUCAGAUUAUAUAGGGCGCAGAUAGUCGUGCGAUUUUUCAUGAAUUUGGAAAAAGACAUACGUUUCAAUUACAUUAUUGCUCGGAUUGUGAAACUUUUAGUUGUUGAACUCUAUUGCACACACACAGCAGCCUGCGUUUUCUACUAUUUGGCUACUACACUACCUGAAUCACAAGAGGGUUACACAUGGAUAGGAAGUUUGAAAAUGGGUGACUAUAGUUAUUCAAAUUUCAGAGAAAUUGAUUUUUGGAAGCUCUACACAACAUCAUUGUAUUCUGCUAUUGUUACGAUGACUACUGUUGGCUAUGGUGAUAUACAUGCUGUAAAUAUGAGGGAGAUGGUAUUUGUAAUGGUUUAUGUUUCAUUCGACAUGGUUCUUGGUGCAUAUUUGAUCGGUAACAUGACAGCUUUAAUAGUCAAAGGAUCAAAGACUGAAAAGUUUAGGGACAGGAUGACAGAUUUGAUGAAAUAUAUGAAUAGAAAUAAACUUGGCAGGGAUAUCCGUGAACAAAUAAAGGGUCACGUGCGCUUGCAGUUUGAGAGCAGUUACACCGACGCUGCUGUCCUUCACGACAUUCCUAUUUCUAUUCGAUCUAAGAUAUCCCAAUCGUUGUACUUGCCAUACAUUGAAAACAUUCCCCUUUUUAGAGGAUGCUCUUCAGAAUUCAUCAAUCAGAUUGUUACUAGGCUCCAUGAAGAAUUCUUUCUUCCAGGAGAAGUUAUAAUGCAACAAGGAAACGUUGUAGAUCAACUAUAUUUUGUCUGCGAUGGUGUGCUGGAGGUAGUAGGCACAGCUGAAGAUGGGACCGAAGAAACUCUUUCACUUUUAGAGCACAACAGUUCAUUUGGAGAAAUAUCUAUUCUUUGCAACAUUCCUCAGCCAUUUACUGUCCGUGUUUGUGAACUGUGUAGGGUCUUGCGACUUGAUAAACAAUCAUUUUCAAAUAUCCUAGAUAUAUACUUUUAUGAUGGAAAGAAAGUAUUAGACAACCUUGUAGAGGGAAAAGAAUCUAUUAGAGGUAAGCAAUUGGAGUCAGACAUCACAUUUCAUAUUGGAAGGCUAGAAUCUGAACUUGCUUUGAAGGUCAAUAGAGCAGCUUUUGAUGGUGAUAUGUAUCAGCUAAAAAGUUUGAUUCGAGCUGGAGCUGAUCCUAAGAAGACAGAUUAUGAUGGAAGAUCACCUUUGCAUCUUGCGGCCUGCAGAGGAUAUGAAGAUAUCACACUUCUCCUUAUUCAUGAAGGCGUCGACAUCAACAUCAAAGAUAACUUCGGGAACACACCACUACUUGAAGCAGUUAAGAAUGGACACGAUCGGAUUGCUUCUUUACUUGUUAGAGAAGGGGCCUCUAUGAAGAUAGAUGAUAGUGGUAGUUUUUUAUGCACAGCAGUUGCAAGAGGAGAUCCAGAUUAUGUUAAAAGACUUCUAUCUAAUGGAAUGGAUCCUAAUUUGAAAGAUUACGACAAUCGAACCCCUCUACAUGUUGCUGCAUCUGCAGGUUUAAUCUUCAUGGUAAAGUUGCUAUUAGAAGCUGGAGCCAGUGUUUUUACAAAAGACAGAUGGGGAAAUACUCCGCUUGAUGAAGCUCGGAUGAGUGGAAAUAAGAAUCUGAUAAAGAUGCUGGAAGUUGCAAAAUCUGCUCAGUUGACAGAAUACCCUUUUCCCCAAGAAAUUAUAGAUAAAGUACAUCCAAAGAAGUGCACAGUGUUCCCUUUCCACCCAUGGGGUCCAAAAGACUCUAGAAGAAAUGGAAUAGUAUUAUGGGUUCCACACACCAUUGAAGAGCUAGUCAAAACAGCAGCAGAACAGAUAGGAUUUUCUAGGGACUCUUGUAUUUUAUCAGAAGAUGCUGGUAAAGUUAUUGAUGUGAGCAUGAUUAAGGAUGAUCAGAAAUUGUAUUUAGUCCGCGAAGCACAUUAGGCAAUUAUAUUAUUGUUCUUUUACAAUCAUAUAAUAAUAUAUAAUAAUGUGGCCUCCUUGUAAUGUUCUGUAAUCUACAAAUAAGGGCAAUACUUGAUCUUACUAAUGUUAUGCAGAUAUGGUAAAUGUUCUCUGCAGUUAAAAUCCAUUAUAGUAAUAAAGAUCAAAUAACUACUUAUGAUGAACUUCAACACCACUUUGUACUGGUUUUUUUGUAUACUCACCAAAAGUCAACAUGCUUAAUAUAUUGCAAGAACCACCCACAUCACAAUCAAUUUGUGGUUGAACAACAGAAAUACAGCUUCCAAACUUAAAGAAAAUUUCCCCAAAAACUUUCAAAAAUCUACAAGAUUAGAUGUAAUUCCUAAAUACCAUAUAUAACCCCAAAACUGUAAAUUAAAUAACACCCUAUUAGCACGUGCGUUGGAUUUGUCGAAAGUGCUUUUGCGCUGCAGCAUUAGCAAUGGUGGAUGCAUCUUCUUUCUUCAGGUUCAGCGUAUUUUCUUUGGAUGCUGAAGUGAUGUGUGAUUGAGAAGCUUCAAAAAACUGAGCUAUGGACUCCACAAAGCAAAUCAAGUAAAAAGGCAAACUCGAACAAACAAGCACUCCUAGUUUGAUCAUAUUCAAGGAUAAAAUUACUUUCAAUUAUCAGUUUUUGCUUAGGAUUUUUUGUGGUAUAACUAACCAUGACAGAGUGCUAAUUUAUAGUGGGAGUUUAUAACUUGGACAGUUUUUUCCUUGGAAAAGUCUGUCGUGCUAAGCAAGGUG
Messenger RNA from Vicia villosa (hairy vetch), 3474 nucleotides. RefSeq names its product potassium channel SKOR-like. Lineage: Eukaryota; Viridiplantae; Streptophyta; Magnoliopsida; Fabales; Fabaceae. The coding region runs from base 502 to 2706 and encodes 734 amino acids. Gene Ontology annotation, molecular function: protein binding; voltage-gated potassium channel activity. The transcript has 13 exons. Gene Ontology annotation, biological process: transmembrane transport; potassium ion transport. Gene Ontology annotation, cellular component: membrane. The record is from RefSeq and is a predicted model, not a curated record.